Lotus japonicus is the source of this 3262-nucleotide messenger RNA. RefSeq names its product protein PLASTID TRANSCRIPTIONALLY ACTIVE 16, chloroplastic. Lineage: Eukaryota; Viridiplantae; Streptophyta; Magnoliopsida; Fabales; Fabaceae. The record is from RefSeq and is a predicted model, not a curated record. Gene Ontology annotation, biological process: mRNA processing; regulation of mRNA splicing, via spliceosome. Gene Ontology annotation, molecular function: RNA binding. Bases 221 to 2827 code for a protein of 868 amino acids. The transcript is spliced from 14 exons. Gene Ontology annotation, cellular component: spliceosomal complex.
ACUGCUGAAUUAGGUCAUGCUUCGAGUAGGUUCUGAACCCAACCACAGUUUUUUAUCCCACACAGCGUUCAGACCCAUUUGAUAAACCUAUCCAUUCUCCACAUCGGUUAUGCAUCUGAGACUGAAACCAUCCCAGCUCAACCUUCUUCCCCUCUAGAUUCUCGAUUGCCAUCUCAUCCUCCUUCUCUUCCUCCCGUUCGGAAACCAUCAGCAUCCCAAGAUGUCGGGCGGUUUCUUCCGAGGCACAUCUGCGGAUCAAGACACUAGGUUUUCGAACAAGCAAGCCAAGCUGAUGAAAUCGCAGAAGUUUGCGCCCGAAUUGGAGCAUCUGGUGGACAUGACAAAGGUGAAUAUGGAAGUGAUGAAGCCUUGGAUCACUAGAAGGGUGACUGAGCUUCUUGGGUUUGAAGAUGAGGUGCUCAUUAACUUCAUACACGGUCUUCUCGAUGCUAAGGAAGUGAAUGGGAAGGAAAUUCAAAUACAAAUUACUGGAUUUAUGGAAAAGAACACUGUAAAGUUCAUGAAAGAGCUUUGGACGCUUCUUCUCAGUGCACAGAAAAAUGCCAGCGGUGUUCCUCAGCAGUUCUUGGAUGCUAAAGAGGAAGAACUCCAGAAGAAGAAGGCUGAAAAUGAAAGGAUAGCAAGUGAAAUUCAGAGGAAAAAAGAAAAGGAAGGGAGAGAGAUGAUGGAAGAGAGACUGAAGAAACUGGACGGAGGACUUGAUGCUAAGGAUAAUAAUACUGCUUCAGAUCCAACCUUGAAGCACAGGGAUUCAGGGCGCUACGUCCAGGAUGGGAAGGAAGCUGACAAAAGGAAUGGUGUUAGAGCAAGAAACAGGGUUUCUAGGUCCCCUCAUUCACCUGCGGUUUCCACUUCACCUCAUCGUAGGUCACGUUCGAGGUCAAGGAGUAAAUCAUUUUCAAAUUCCCGAAGUUAUUCGGGUGAUCGACACAAGUCAAGGAGUAUAUCUAGGUCUCCAGUGGCUCAAGGACGCUCCAUUUCUCCUGAAAGAAUUCGCCGAUCUUCUCGGCAACGAGCUAUUUCUCCUCGGAGGCAUUCACCACGACGAUCUCCUUAUAGAAGGCCAUCUUUUUCAAGGAGAAGAUCCAGAUCCAACUCAGAUUACGAUUCUCCUUCUCCUGUACGACGGAGAAUUCAUUCUCCAUUCUAUCGCCGACGCAGAACACCCUCUCCUGUUAAAAGACGUAGAUCGCCUUCUCCAGUGCGUCGGCGCAGAUCACCUUCUCCGGUGCGCCGACGUAGAUCACCUUCUCCAAUGCGGCGUCGUAGAUCACCUUCUCCUGUGCGAAGGCGUAGAUCACCAUCACCUAUUAGACGGCGAAGGUCACCCUCACCCAUGCGGCGAAGAACUCCUGUUAUGCGGCAUAGGUCACCUUCACCUGUGCGCCGGAUACCACCAAGGCGCAGAUCAGGCUCUCCCAUGCAAUCUCCCUCUCCCACAACGCGAAGAUAUAGUAGUAGGCCUCCACGACGCAGGUCUCCAUCUCCUUUGCAGUAUAAAUCACCUGUUCUCGGUAAGAAAAGAUCUCCAAGUGCCUCACCUCGAAGGUCUCCUCGAGAUGGAUGGAGUUCUCAGUCUCCAAUACGGCGUGUAUCUCCAUCUCCAGUUAGGAGAAAUUCCCCAAGGAACCAAAGAAGUCCUGUGGAUUCUUCUAUGACAAGAGUCAGAAUGCAAAAAAGUUUAUCACCUGAGACUCAUCAAAGUCCUUUGCGAUCUGUACAAAGAGAUAAAAAUGGCAGAGCUUCACGCAAUAAAUCACAGGAUUCCAUGUCCACACCUGAGAAGUCUCCGAUUCGAUCAGUAGCCACCCGAGGAAGGAGCAGAACCAGCAGUGAAGAUAGAAGUCCACAUGAAAGCCCCCUGAGGCAAAGAAAGGAGAAAGUAACCAAUGAAAGAAGCUCAAGUCCUCCAAAGAAAGCCAGAACCCAGAGACCUAGCUAUGACAUUCCAGAGACAAGGGAAGGAGCAGAAGAAACAUAUAAUUCUAGAGAGAGCAGAGAUCCUAAGUCAAAUUCAUCUCAAAAGAAACCAAAAUACUCCCCUGUUAGUAAGCAAAAAGGUUCACCUGCAAAAUUUCGUCACGGUGAUGAGUUUCAUCCUGAAAGGAGAGCUGAUCGUUAUGAUAACAAAGAUUUGAGUAAUAAAGGCCAGGAAAUAAAAUGUGAUAAUUCUUCUCGCAAGGGAGAUGACCCUCCUGCCCAGCAGAAGUCACCAAUGAACAAAGAAAUUUUUUCCAGCGAGAAGCGUCAUGAAUCUUAUCCUAUUAUUAAAAAAUCUGAUGACAAGGAUCAAUCCCAUUCAGUCCAUGCCAAAAGUAGUGAGCAACUCCACAAAUCAGAAGCCGCUCCAGAUUUUGUUGCAAAAGUUGAUCUUGUCAAUCAGAGUGCUUCAUAUGAUUCUGUUUCUGAGGAAAGUGAUAAGCAUAGAAGGGAAGGAAAGGAUAGGAGGAGAAAGCACAAAAGGUCUGAGAAAAAAAUCGUGUCUUCUGAUGAAAGUUAUAGUGAUGAUUCUGAGUUAGAGGAUAGGAAAGAGACCAAGAGGAAGAAAAGGGAGGAGAAGAAGCUGCGUAAGGAGGAGAAGCGUCGACGCCGUGAAGAGAGACGACACAGAAGGGAAGAACGUCGUGCAGAGAAGCUGAAGCUGAAGAGUAAAACAGACUACAUUUCAGAUGAUGAGGAAGCUGAGCGAAUGGAUGACCAUCCAAGUAAUAAUGAGGAGACACAAGUUGAUCCAAAGAAGCUUGAGAUUGAGCUACGGAAUAAGGCUCUUGAAUCCCUCAAAGCAAAGAGGGGCCUGAAUAACUGAUCAAUACACUUUUGAGUUUUUAUGUUUUAUGCUUUAGAAGCUUCUUUGAGAAAUAUCUUCUUAGCUUCUUUUGAAAACUUGGUUUUACAAAUGUUAUGUUUUUUGUUUUAUUGGUAAAUGUUUGAUGUCGUCUAUCUUUAAUGCUGGCAGCUGAAAUGGAUAAAUGACGAUUUCUGAGCAAAUCUGUUGAGUACAACUCUAUGCAGACAUUGCCAUAUAUUUACUGAUGAAAUUUAUGUCAACUCUAGAUGACCUGGUGAGCAGACCAUGCGCAGACCUAUGUAUUGAACUUCAAUUCAGGUGAAGUUUUUCAUCUUUUACCAUUUUUCUGGUUCUGGAAGAGCUCUUUUAAGUCAUCUGUAGUAUGUACAUUGAUAUUCUUUUCACAAUGUAAUUUUUAAAACUAUUAAGUUUGCAUCUUGGGAGAGUUGUUCU